Messenger RNA from Phascolarctos cinereus (koala), 1093 nucleotides. RefSeq names its product BCL2 antagonist/killer 1 (gene BAK1). Gene Ontology annotation, cellular component: mitochondrial outer membrane. Lineage: Eukaryota; Metazoa; Chordata; Mammalia; Diprotodontia; Phascolarctidae. The record is from RefSeq and is a predicted model, not a curated record. Gene Ontology annotation, biological process: release of cytochrome c from mitochondria; regulation of apoptotic process; extrinsic apoptotic signaling pathway in absence of ligand. Gene Ontology annotation, molecular function: porin activity; BH domain binding.
GAAGCGUCUGGGAGCAGGGGGAUGGACUGACCCACUGCCGCUUGCUGCUGCCGCUGCCGGUUCCUGAAAGCCGGGGCCUUAGGGUUUCUGUUCCUGGGGACGCAGGGGCAGCAGUACCAGGCUGGCACUAUCAUUUUCAGCAUGGCUUCUAGGCAGGUGAGCCGGGUUCGAGCCCCCUCAUCUACUGCAGAGGAGCAAGUGGCCCGACAGACUGAAGAUGUUUUCCGAAGCUAUGUCUACUACCGCCACCAACAAGAGCAGGAAGCUGAGGGAGAAGCCGCUCCUGCUGACCCAGAGAUGGACACCCUGCCCCAAGAGCUCAGCAGCACCACUCAACAGGUUGGCCGACAGCUAGCCAUCAUUGGGGAUGACAUCAGCCGUAGGUAUGACUCAGAAUUCAAGGACAUGCUACAGCGUUUACAGCCCACCUCAGAAACUGCCUAUGAGUACUUCACCAUGAUUGCCUCCAGCCUGUUUGAGAGUGGCAUCAACUGGGGCCGGGUGGUGGCACUGCUGGGCUUUGGCUACCGGUUGGCACUUCAUGUUUACCAGCGGGGCCUGACUGGCUUCCUGGGACGCGUGGCUCGCUUCGUAGCUGACUUCAUGGUCCAACACUGCAUCGCCCGAUGGAUUGCCCAGAAUGGGGGCUGGGUGGCAGCCCUGGACCUCUCUAACAACUCCAUUUUGUACGUGAUGACGGUCUUGGCCGUGGUGCUCUUGGCUCGAUUCGUUAUCCGAAGAUUCUUCCAGCCCUGACUCCAGGAGGGGGAGGCCUUUCAUGAAGACACAAGGCCUAAGUCUCUCCCGUCAUUCCUCUCCUCCUGAGUCCAUCAUGCCCUUCCUCCUCCUGGAUCAAAAGGGUAGCCCUGUGCUACUAUGACAGAUCAGCUGGAUGGUGGUCACUCCAGGCCUCCAGGCAUCUUUCCUACCUGGGAGCCGGGGGUACAGGGUACCCUCCCCAAGCCCUUCAUGCUGCUUAUAGGCCCUUCUCUUUAGGAUCCAUCUCACCAGGUCAGAGAGGAGGCCACAGCUGUGUGAUUGCAGCUCCACCCUCUCCCCAAAACAUACACACACACACACACACACUCACACA